Messenger RNA from Limanda limanda (common dab), 3701 nucleotides. Its product is annotated as zinc finger protein DPF3-like. Gene Ontology annotation, cellular component: nucleus. The transcript has 11 exons. NCBI's taxonomy places the organism in Eukaryota, Metazoa, Chordata, Actinopteri, Pleuronectiformes, Pleuronectidae. The coding region runs from base 23 to 1057 and encodes 344 amino acids. The record is from RefSeq and is a predicted model, not a curated record.
UAUUGCGUUACAUGGUAGCAAAAUGGCGGCUGUCAUUCAGAACCCACUAAAAGCGUUGGGCGACCAGUUCUAUAAGGAGGCCAUCGAGCAGUGUCGCAGCUACAAUGCCCGCCUCUGUGCUGAACGCAGCGUCCGCCUGCCAUUCCUCGACUCACAAACUGGUGUGGCUCAGAACAACUGCUACAUCUGGAUGGAGCGGCACCACCGUAGUCCUGGGGUUUCAGCCGGGCAGAUGUACACGUACCCCGCCCGCUGCUGGAGAAAGAAAAGACGACUGCACAAUGCCACGGACCCCCGCCUGGGCAUCUAUGGUCUGCAGCUCGACGGCAGCCUCAUGUCCAAGGACGCCUUGCCCACCCAGAGCACCACACUGGAGGCGCUGCUGCGAGGAGAGGGUCUAGACAAGAGGAACGCCAAGAACGACGAGGAGAGUCUGCUGGAGAUCCAGAGGGUUCUGGAAGCAGACGCAGCAGAAGACGCUUUCAACGAUGAUGACGAUUACGAGGUGGACACUCCCAAAAGGAGACAUCGGGGCAAAGGAAGAGGUCGGGGUUCAGGCCGCAGGAGGACAGACCUGGAUGAUGACAAGCCAUACGUCUGUGACAACAAAAACAAACAAAAGCAGAACUCAAAAUCUUCGACCUCAGUCUGUGCAAAGCGCUACAGGAACCGUACAGGACUCAGUUACCACUACACCCAUUCCCACCUGGCGGAGCAGAACAGAGCUGGAGAGAGGAACAAGGUGGCGUCUAGAUCGCCCUCUGUACCACAGACUGACAGACACAAACGUCCAAAGGGUCCAGGUGGGACGAGCAUUCCCAACAACUACUGUAAUAAAUGCCAGGGCAAGAAAACGGGUAAAUCUGGGUCUCCCUUCUCAGCCUGCCAAUGCACAACCUCCCGCAGAGAAGAGAAGGAAGACAGGACCUUCACCGGAGCCGAGGAGCUUUUCGGCACCACCUCAGAGAGCGACACUUCCACCUUUCACGGCUUCGAGGACGACGAGCUGGAGGAGCCGGCCACACAUAGCAACGGAAUAACCAAUCGACACAGAUAGAGCGAACCUUUAAGAUUUCAAGAGACAAUAUUUGGUUUUAUAUAUGGAUUAACCUCUGGCAAAAAUUUGCUGCUUCUUUUUCAAUGGUUUUUGUUUGCAGAAAGCACAAAGUGAUAAUUUCAGGACAGAAAUGCAAGUGGUAUUUUAUCUACUGAACAUUGUUGAAUAAUUUAUGAACUCCCUUUUUUUAUAUAUAAAUAUAUAUAUUAACUUUUAAGGCAAUGGACGACUCAGUGUUUGUUGACGAGUGACUCGGCCUUCAAUGCAAAACAGAAGAUGAUUUUUGGAGUUUUUUCCCCCUCACUGGAGCAGAAGAAGCAUAAAGAUGACAAACAAAAAACACUGGAGAAAUCUGAAAAUUGAACAAGUGAAAUUUUUCAAGACGUGAAUAAUUCGUGCGGGUUGAUUGAAUGUCACUGCAGACCCCUACUUGAGCUACAAGAUGUUUUUGAAUCAGCAGUGGCUGUUGCUAUGAAGGCCUCCUCUCCUGCUCUAACUUUGGAUGAAACUUGUAUGAAAAUGAAGGAACCAAUGAAAGGACUGCCACAGGCCACUGGAAGUGUUUGGAUGAAGAAAUCUAUUAACUUAAGUCUUUACAGAAACCUUGUAGUUAUAAAAUGAAAGGAGCACUCAGCACAUGGGCCCAGCGGGCGGGGGGGUGACCAGUGAAGAAGAGGAUUUAACCCUCAAACUAAUGAGCCUUCAGCUCCCUCCUGGUUUGGGCCUUAAACAACUGACUGAAAUGGACAAACAUACGUCCACUUGUUCUUUAGGCCGUGUGGCUUAAUUAAACUGCUCCCUCGAUGAUAUGUAUCGAUCCCUUCUCAACAUUUGAUCUGUGACUACAUCCAGCUUCAUUUUAUCCUCUCUGCACUGUGUUGGAGCUCCACUGAACUAUGGGAACACUAAAGGCCAGGCCUUUGGACUGUUUAGUGCCCACCGGGUACAUUUGGGGCCCCCGCGGCCCAGCCUGCCCACUCCUGCUCUGUGACUGUGUGUCUGCUGUGUGAUCCGAUGUGACACUAAGACGUCAUCAUCCUCAUCACUGUGCCAGCCCGCCGCUCUGCACUGGAAACCAGCCCUGACAGCCAUGACCCUCCAACCUGAUUGGACCAGUGACCCUCUGACCCCUAGCCAUAGAGAUGGUGCUCGAAUCCACCACUAUUACAUUCAGACCUCUGGACUACUGUAUUAAAACUCUGACAUGGACGCAAAGGUUUUCUGCUUCUGUCCCUCUGUCUGGUUUUGCUAUAUCUCUUCUGCCGCUUUCAUCUCUUAUGGGUCGCAGUAAUUUAGCUCUUUUUUUGUUGUUUUUUCAUCUUUUCUCUGUUGUAUAAUAUUUCUAUGUUUUGAACUCUUUCAAGUUUGAUUAGUAUGACUUCUUGAGUUUGUUCAGACUGUAUUGAUACCUCUGUCCUGAUCAGGUGCACAAUAGCCACAACUACUCAGGCAUCUUUCAUUUCCUCUGCUGUUGAUUGUUCAGCCAUUCAGCCCUGAUUCAUGUGAUUGUAUUCAGUUGGCGAGGAGGGACGGUAACGCCACACAAGGAUCCCAUUAUAAUCAACUUCCAGGAGGGAUCCGGGACACCACAGUCUCGUGCUAUAGGAAAACAAAAUAACAAGCUUCAACUCUCUGUCCCAUCUGUGCUGAAUUUACCCGGUGUCACGCUCGCCAUCCACUUUUUUUGCCUAAAUCUACAGCCUCAGUAGAUUUUGCCAAGAGUGAAAUUCAUCUCCGAUUCAUUUAAAAACAAUAUUGUUGCUACAGCUACAUAAACUCCUCAGAUCUACGUACUUACUGACAAGUGAAAACUGUAUAAACCCAGUUAUGUGACAUUUCCGUUGAGUGCUUUUCGAGGGCCCAUUUGCUUUAUGACAUUUAGAAGGUGCUUGAAGUACUGUAAAAAAGAAAAGAAAAGGCUUUUAGUUCUAUAGGUUGCACAUGCUGCAUAAGAGGUCCACUUCCUUCCAUGUAAUUAUUCAGUAUCACUGCAAUGUAAUGAUAGCUGCUCCGUUUUUGAAGCUAACCAUUAAUCCUAUGUGUUUGUUUAUGACUUUCUUGUGCAUUCAAACCAACGUUCUUCACUUCCCUCAGGGACCCUCCACAUCGCAGUUUUAUCUCCUCUGGACAAACAGAGGAUGUCAGACCCGUCGGUUAUCUUGUCUUCGUCUCUUGUGUCGGUAACGUGGCGUUUCCACAGUUACAACUAUGUCUUCUAUCCUCUAACGUCACUCCAGUCAGUGAAAAGCAUGAUGUGUCAUCAGUCAUAACCUGCUCAAUGUUACCGAUCGUGUACAAACAGGCCUCGCGUGGUGCAGUUUUUGCUGAACAAAAAGGAGAAGCUCCGAGAUGCAAACGUCAGUGAUGUCCGCUUCAAGUAACGUGUCACCAAUCAUUGAAUAGCCUGUUUACCUCGUCAAAAGACACAGCAAUAGGCCCCGGUGCUCCCCUGUCAAACCUGCCAGGGGCGGAGAGGGAGGAUCGGGGUGGGAUCGGAGCCAGGAGGAGAUGAAAUGGACAUGAUCGGGCAUUUGUCUCAUCUUCAGCUAUAAAUACAAGGCGAACUGGAGAGAAUGAAGAAGUCUUCGUUUGUUAAACUAUUUUUAUUGUUCUGAGAAAAAUAAAGAAAAAAAUAGAGAAUGAA